GGCAACAUUUGAGUGUCAUGCCCCGCAUCACUUAGUUUUAAUGAAAUGAACUGAACCUUUCAUUAACAAACACUUGGAGGAUAAAGAAGCCAGCCGUUAGCAGAUAUGACCAACAACGUGAGCUCCAGAAUCGACACCCCGACCAACAUCUCUCUGAGUUCCAGCGUCCCCGUCUCCGAGUUGCUGGAGUACAAGACCGUGUCAGUGUUCCUGGUCCUGCUGGUGUGCGGCGUGGGCAUCGUGGGCAACGUCAUGGUGGUCCUCGUGGUCCUAACCACGCGCCACAUGAGGACACCCACCAACUGUUACCUCGUCAGCCUGGCCAUAGCCGACCUGACGGUGCUCGUGGCAGCGGGGCUGCCCAACGUGUCGGACAGUCUGACGGGCACGUGGGUUUUUGGCCAUGCCGGCUGCCUGGGGAUCACCUACCUUCAGUACCUGGGCAUCAACGUAUCCUCCUGCUCCAUCACUGCCUUCACUGUGGAGAGGUACAUAGCGAUCUGCCAUCCAAUGAAGGCUAAGACAGUGUGCACAGUGUCCAGGGCCAAACGGAUCAUCGCUGGGGUUUGGAUCUUCACCUGUGUCUACUGCAUGCUGUGGUUCUUCCUGGUGGACAUUCAGGUCGGCCAGGACGGACAUGUGCAGUGUGGAUACAAAGUGAAACGGGAGCUCUACCUGCCCAUCUACCUCAUCGACUUCGCCAUUUUCUACGUCAUCCCGCUGCUCCUCGCCAUCGUGCUGUAUGGCCUGAUAGCACGAAUCCUCUACCUCAGCCCUCUGCCCAACCACCCUGACACCAGCGCCACCACGCUGCGGCGGAGUUGCCGGGAACCCUCUGAAGCAGGGAAGGGGGGUCGCCAGGGCCGGCCAAAGAGCGCGCUCUCCUCCAGGAAACAGGUGACGAAGAUGCUGGCAGUCGUGGUGAUCCUGUUCGCUCUACUGUGGAUGCCCUACCGGACUUUAGUUUUGAUUAACUCGUUCGUGUCCACUCCUUAUCUGGACGCCUGGUUCCUCCUGUUUUGUCGGACAUGCAUCUAUGCCAACAGCGCCAUAAACCCUGUCAUAUACAACGCCAUGUCUCAGAAGUUCCGCUGUGCGUUUCGCGGCCUUUACCGCUGCCAGCGGCAAGAGGCACAUCAGAGAACACUGUCAACGAUCCAGAGCGGCUUCAGCACCGUGCGAGACCCCCGGACCUCCCAGGCCAACAGCAACGGAACCAAUGAGAAUGUAAGGAGGACCAUCCUGAACACUGCCACUGAUCCGUCUACAAAGCAGAAUGGGAGCAGCCAUCAGGAGAUAGUCAACGGCAAGAAAGCCGACCAUCCCACUGACAUCAGUUUAGCUACCUUCAGCUUUGGUGUGGAUCCAGCUGAGACGCUGGCAACUGCUGAUGAGGACUUGGAUCGACCUUCCUCAAAUAAUACCACAGUAAAAUUUGCAGGCACACAUACAAUAAACGGAAAACAGGAAAAAAUGUGAAUAAAAUAAUAACAAUGAGGAGCUGUUUGGUCACACAACAGAUGUGGAUUACUCAAGCAGAGAAUGAA
Seriola dumerili (greater amberjack) is the source of this 1547-nucleotide messenger RNA. RefSeq names its product thyrotropin-releasing hormone receptor-like (gene trhr2). The record is from RefSeq and is a predicted model, not a curated record. Bases 106 to 1479 code for a protein of 457 amino acids. The transcript has 5 exons. Gene Ontology annotation, cellular component: membrane. Gene Ontology annotation, biological process: phospholipase C-activating G protein-coupled receptor signaling pathway. Lineage: Eukaryota; Metazoa; Chordata; Actinopteri; Carangiformes; Carangidae. Gene Ontology annotation, molecular function: thyrotropin-releasing hormone receptor activity.